Onthophagus taurus is the source of this 4041-nucleotide messenger RNA. The record is from RefSeq and is a predicted model, not a curated record. Lineage: Eukaryota; Metazoa; Arthropoda; Insecta; Coleoptera; Scarabaeidae.
AAUUAUUUAAGAACUUCAUCUGAACAUUAAUUUUUAGAUAAAAAUUGGAAAUCUACCAUUACAACUUCAUUGGAACCUUAUCAAGACCAAGAAACUUCAACGAAUUAUCAAGUUUUAAUCAAUAAUUUCUUUUUGUUUCAUGAAACUUCAUUAUAACCAGAAUUUCUAAGAAGAAAUUUAACUGGAAACCUAUCCAAAUUGAAGAAACAUCACCAACAUUUCAAAUUUCGUCUGGAUAUUCAAUAUUAACCCAAAAAACUUCACUGAAAUUUACUAAUAUGCAAAGAAUAUCAUCGAAUUAUUAAUUAUUAUUACAACUUCAACUAAUAUUCAAUUGUAAACAAAACUUCAGUGAAACCUAACCAAAUCCAAGAAACUUAAUAAUUCGUUUCAUGAAACUUCAUCAAAAUUGGAAUAAAAAGGUUUAUAUUUAAUAUUAAGAAAUAAUUUGAAAACUUCAUUGGAACAUAAAUUUGAUUAAUCAUGGAUGCACAAAAUCCUGUACAUCCAUGAAGUUGGAUAACCUUAAUUUAUAACAACCGUUUUAAUAAGAACUCAAAAAAACUUCGUUGAAACCAAUUUCAAGCAAAAAGUACCACAAUUGGUUUAUGAAACUUCAUCAAAUCAUAACUAAAUCGAAGAAUGACAUAUAAUUAGGUAUUAAUAAUAAAUAAUAAAAAUAUGAGACAUAUUAUAUAGAGGAAUACAUAAUACCCAUAAUAACUAUAAAUUUAAAAGAUAAUUAAAGUAGAUAGACAGGAUGUUGGCUUUUAUUCUGAAAAAGAUUGAAAUAUCAAAGAAAUUGCAUCUGAGAUUUUUUUAUUGAGAUAUUGAUUUAGGUCACGGGACGAUGAACUGUUGAUAAUUAUCACUUCCUUAAGAGAUAAUCGAGCCAAUUAUAUAUAUAGGGUGAUCAGCCUUCUUCUAAAUACACUUGAAACGUCAAAAAAUAUUUCAUCAUGUCAUAAAUCACGAAACGAUGAAGUGUUUAUAAUUAUCACUACACACUGCAAAAUAUAAUCAUUGUAUGUGAAUCCCAAGACAUUAUUAAUUAUAUAUAUAUAUAUAUAUAUAAACGUCAAGACGUGUGAUUCUAUAAAUAAUUUUAAUUAGAUUAAAAGUCGAUAAGCACUAAUAUAAGGUCUUUAUAUUUUUUAAAUAAGAUGAAAGUUAUCUUUAUAGAUAUUGUCACUAUGCACUUAAGAGAUAGUCGAGUUAUAUGUAUAGAUAUACAGGGGCUAUUUUAAAUUUCUUUGGAGUGAGAUUGAGAGAUCGUAGUGUUUGAUUUUUUUAUUUUUGUAGUGGGAUGUUAGAUUGAGUCGCGAAGAAGCGCGAAGCGAUGGUAGAGUGUUGGUGCGAAGAUGGGUUCGCGAGACGACCGCGAGAAGGUCUCGGAAUCUGUGACCGAAUUUUGGAUAAAGUUGCGGGUUCGCAUUCGAAUUUAGUGCACAUGAUAGCAGACGUGGAAAGGAUCCCCUCCACGGUUUCCAAUCCCGCCUCUUGGCCUAUCCUGACCCUCGUAUGAACUUAGGACCUCCCUGUUACGCCCAGGCCAAGUUAGUGUCGGGGCCUCUCGCAAAAGGUCACCAGUAGAGGCGAGAAAGUUGUGAGGGUAUGACCUAUCACCUUCCAUGCUCUGAUACGUGCUCCGAAGUAUCUGACUCGAAAAAGUUUUUUCCGUUUCGAAAAAAAUCCCCGUUUCGCCCCAGUGCCAAAUGUGCCGAGUCGCCAAAAUGACGACCGAACUGAGUUAGGAAUUUUGUAAAAAAAUUUUUUGGCGAAAUAUCGCCGCCAACAUGGCAUUGGUGGCACCGUCUUGGAGAGAGCCGUCGCUCGUCAAUCCGAUCCCGACCAGUCUCAACACGUUGCCCAACGCUCUCAAUCCCUUGCCAACGCCGCCGAAUCUCAACCCUUUGCCUACCAACAUCAACCCGAUCACUCUUGACAAUCCAGAGUUGUCGCUCAGCAUCGCCAACCGGCAAACUCCGUCGCAGAACUCUCAGAACAGUGCGAACAGUAACAAUGCCGACAAGAACCAAAAUAUUGAGUGCGUGGUUUGUGGUGAUAAAAGUUCUGGAAAACACUAUGGUCAGUUUACUUGUGAAGGUUGCAAAUCAUUUUUUAAAAGAAGUGUGAGAAGGAACUUAACAUAUUCCUGUAGAGGUAGCCGAAAUUGUCCAAUAGAUCAACAUCAUAGAAACCAGUGUCAGUACUGUCGGUUACGUAAAUGUAUGAAAAUGGGCAUGAGGAGAGAAGCCGUCCAGCGGGGAAGAGUACCGCCGUCGCAGCCCGCCCUCCCGGGCAUCCCCAAUCAAUUCCUGAACACCUCAGACCCGGUCACGACGUCCCUCAGCAACCACAGCUACCUCAGCAGUUACAUCUCCCUGCUGCUACGGGCCGAACCAUAUCCUACAAGUCGGUAUGGACAAUGUAUACAGGCCAACAAUAUCAUGGGCAUCGACAAUAUUUGCGAACUUGCAGCUAGACUACUAUUUUCGGCCGUCGAAUGGGCUAGGAAUAUACCUUUCUUUCCAGAUCUACAAGUUACAGAUCAAGUGGCGUUAUUAAGAUUAGUAUGGUCAGAAUUAUUCGUCCUAAAUGCUAGCCAAUGUUCGAUGCCGUUGCAUGUAGCACCACUGAUAGCAGCUGCCGGACUUCACGCAUCGCCAAUGUGUGCAGAUCGCGUGGUGCAAUUUAUGGACCACAUCAGAAUAUUCCAGGAACAAGUGGAGAAACUGAAGGCGCUGCACGUGGACUCCGCGGAGUAUUCCUGUCUGAAAGCCAUCGUCCUAUUCACGACAGAUGCUUGUGGUUUAAGUGAUGUAGCCCAUAUAGAAUCAAUUCAAGAAAAAUCUCAGUGCGCCUUAGAAGAGUACUGUAGGAGUCAGUAUCCUAACCAACCGACGAGGUUUGGUAAGCUUUUAUUGAGAUUGCCAAGUUUAAGAACCGUAAGUUCGGCAGUGAUUGAGCAGCUGUUCUUUGUACGACUUGUGGGUAAAACGCCCAUAGAAACAUUGAUAAGGGAUAUGCUGCUGUCGGGAAGUUCAUUCUCCUGGCCAUACAUGUGAUACUUAAAACUAUACUAGGCCACUAGUCAAAAGUUACGAAUUUUAAUACCUAACGAACGCGACGACUUAUAGGUACGUACAAAAAAUAAAUAAAAAAGAGCCGACUAGUCAACGCGAACAGCUCAGCCUCUUUGAAAGAAUUUAAGAAAGGAGGCCGGAACGAAAGGUACCUAACAUAUCACGAACGAUCUUCGAAAAAGAAAUAAAUAAAAAAAACUAAAUAAAUGACUAAAUGUAUAGAUUACGAGAAUAAAAUAAAAUUUUAAUAAAAAUAAAUUGAAUAAAGCAACCCGAAUGUUCCUUUUUAUAAUAACGAGAAGAGUACAUAAGUAAUUAAUAGAAAAGCCGAUAAAAAAAUGAUUUCAAGUGCGAGAUUGUCGAGGGAAAUAUAGUUGUAAAUGUGUAAUUUAAAAAUUUCGUUAAGGAAUCUAAGUGUAAAAAAAGAUUUUUAGGUAAGGUAGAGAUUGUAAAUUUUGUGCAUACAAAUAAUAUAUACUUAUUGAAACAUUAUCGCCCGUUCGCGUUGUGUGUGUGUUUUAUUUUAGGUCGAUCGCCAGUGUUCAUUGAUUUUUUAUUAUUAUUAUUAUUGUUGUACGUUGUUGCUGUUUUUUAUUUGUUACAUCGAUAUUUAUACUCUUACCCCAAUUUCUGUUUUUUUUUCUUUUGUCACCUAAAAAUUAUACACAUCAAGUAACUAAAAAAAUUAAUAAAAAAUUAUUUUAAAAAUUUAUAUAAUUUCUUAAGCAGAUUAUUAUUUGUUACUUGUAUGUACGAAAAGAUUCUGUACACGGUGACUAAUUAUUAUUAUAUCUUUCUUUAGCCGUACUUAUUUCACUUCCGUGCUGUUUUUUAAUACGUUGUUAUCCACUAGGCCAGUGCCAAAGUUACAAAACUUAAUGAUAUUUACUUAAAAAUCGUCUUGUAAAUAGUAUGUAAACGAUAAGCGAAUAAAAUGACUGUAUUUAUAAAGAAA